UGAGACCAGUGCUAGCAAUUCGAUUAUUCGUUUGUGUUAAGACAUCAAUUUUCUAAAUCCGAAAAUAUGGGUUUCGAUCUCAAAUUUAUUUUCCUUCUAAGUCUCUUUGUGCUUGCCGUAAGAAGCGAGGAGGAGGCUCCGAAAUGUACAGGAAGACAAGAGUACUUCCCUAGUACUUCCGAUUGUACUAAAUACUGGCAAUGUACUCCUACUGGUCAACCAAUUUUACGUGAAUGUCCUGAUCGCCUUGUGUACGACUCAUUUCAUAAUAUGUGCAAUUAUAAAAGCGUUGCCGGUUGUAAAACGAAUUAAUCCAAAUCAAUGUAUCAAAUGCUUUUUUUGAAAAAAAUGUAUCUAUAUAAAUAAAAGUUAGCAUGCA
Messenger RNA from Diorhabda sublineata, 379 nucleotides. RefSeq names its product peritrophin-1-like. The record is from RefSeq and is a predicted model, not a curated record. The transcript is spliced from 2 exons. Bases 67 to 312 code for a protein of 81 amino acids. NCBI's taxonomy places the organism in Eukaryota, Metazoa, Arthropoda, Insecta, Coleoptera, Chrysomelidae. Gene Ontology annotation, molecular function: chitin binding. Gene Ontology annotation, cellular component: extracellular region.